Molecule: messenger RNA, 3762 nt
Organism: Xyrauchen texanus (razorback sucker)
Lineage: Eukaryota; Metazoa; Chordata; Actinopteri; Cypriniformes; Catostomidae
Product: nucleolar transcription factor 1-like
Exons: 20
Coding region: 1101-3212 (703 amino acids)
Source: RefSeq, a predicted model, not a curated record
AGUCAAAGUUCCAACAUUACAUCAUAAAAAACCUGUUUAGCAAACGUUUGCAGAGACAAUUGUUAAAAAUAUGGUUAAUUAUAUUGUAGGCCUAUGUUGAUCUUCAUACACCGGUACAACAAAUGCUGCUAGUAUUGCUUUGAAUGCAACGCAGCCUGGUCAAACCGAGGGGGUUGAGUCCGUGAGAGCCGUUUCCUCCUUUCCCCGUGUCAUUGGUCAGCUUAACAUAAAAGAAAAUCUCCGACGUGAAGAUUGUGUAUAAUCAGAGAGAAUGAGAGAGCUAGAAAACAGUCACGGCACAUUUGCUUAGUAUGAGAGAAAACUGCAUCUGGAUAAUCGAGCUUUCUGAGCCCAAAUUCCAGCGAUGGAAAUGUAAUUACAAACAGCAAUAAGUCUGCAUAGUCUCUGCCAACCCGUGGAAACUGCACCAUGAAGCCCAGCUCAACAUUAUCAUUACAACCAAUGCAUUUUGGGCACGCGGAAGCGAGAUUUUUGGAGUGCAGCGGCCGUGUGUGUCGCUGCAGCAGCGGCAUGAACGUGGACGCCCAUUCUAAUCGGUUUAGCACUUGAAGUCCGCUGUGUUGACUAACUUUCUCUGUUGCAUAUAAUGUUGUCUAUACUUUGGUACCGUUAAGUACACAACUAAAGAGAAAAGCUUACAAUUACAAACGAAUAUUUUCUGAUUAUUGUUAUCUGUAAGGUGGUAACGAACGGUAAAUUACUUCUACGAAGUGAGCACAAAAUUCUACAAUGAUUCGAUAAAUGAAUAAGCAUCCAACUAAUAUCAUUCGAAAAUGUACGCUAAUCUUAACUAUCAAAUAUGUAAGCCUCCGCCUUUGUCUUUUUUUCCUCUCGCAUGUUUUCACUCGAGUUCCUCCCCCUGCGGCGCUGGGCGGAGUUUCAUACCGAACCAGACGCUCCUUUUGUCGGAUUCUUUUCGACCUGACUCCCCGGGGUUCACGGCUAAAAAACAGAUACUUAUAUACAAUUAAACCGCAUAACACGAAGGCGUCGUUAAUCGAUAAAUCCAUCCGUGACGGGAUUUUGAAAAAGCCACUUGGCCAUUGAAGUGUCAAGGUGGGUCUUACUGAACUGUCAUCAUGAAUGGCAGCACCAGUGUGUCUGGCACCCAGACUGGAAGAAUCCAAAACGAGUCAAGUGUAGAUACAUGGAGCAAAGAGGACUGUCUGACACUGCUGGAGAGGAUAUGCAGUCUGCUACCUGAUGGAGACUCAAUGAAAUAUAAAACCACAGAGUCUCAUUUUGACUGGGAGAAGGUGGGGUUUGGAGGUUUCACUGGAGUCAUGUGUAAGCAGAAAUGGCAGAAAGUUUCCACAGAGGUGCGUAAAUACAGAACAAUGACAGAGCUCAUUGUGGAUGCUAUUGAAUAUGUGAAGAACCCUUACAAAGGGAAAAAAUUGAAGACCCAUCCAGACUUCCCAAAGAAACCCCUAACGCCAUACUUUCGCUUCUUUAUGGAGAAGAGAGCCAAGUAUGCAAAAAUACACCCCGAGAUGAGCAAUUUAGAUCUCACCAAGAUUCUGUCCAAAAAAUACAAGGAGAUUCAUGAAAAGAAGAAGCUCAAGUACAUUCAAGAGUUCCAAAGAGAGAAAGAGGCUUUUGAGAAGAACAUGGCAAGAUUCAAGGAGAACCACCCAGAUUUAAUAGAGGAGAGAAAGAAAUCAGACCUCCCAGAGAAACCCAAGACCCCUCAGCAGCUAUGGUACAACCAUGAGAAGAAGACUUAUAUGAAAGUUCACCCAGAGGUGAGUCAGAAGGAGCUGAAAGAAGCACUACGAAAACUGUGGUCACAACUUUUAGACAAGAAGAGGUUGAAAUGGAUCAGCAAAGCACUAGAGCUGCAGAAACAUUAUGAGGACAGCAUGAGAGUGUAUUUUGAAGCUCACCCAGAUGCAAACUCUAAUGAGCACGUGAAGUCUGUCCUGACCAAGGCUGAACGGCAGCUCAAGGACAAGUUUGAUGGCCGGCCAACCAAACCACCACCGAAUGGGUAUUCUCUGUACUGUGCUGAACUAAUGGUAAACAUGAAGGACGUGCCAAGUACAGAGCGAAUGGUGCUAUGCAGUAAGCAGUGGAAGAUGAUGACUCAGAAAGAGAAGGAUAUGUUCCAGAAGAGAUGUGAACAGAAAAAGAAACAGUAUGAGAUUGACAUUCAGAGGUUUAUUGAGAGUCUUCCAGAAGAGGAAAGGGAUCGUGUGUUGGGGGAGGAGAAGCUGGGAGGCACCAAGCUGAGCAUGGCAGGUGCCGGUAACCCCCUUAGGAAUAAAUCCCCAUCUGUGAAGGAUCGGUGUCGUGGCACUGAACUGGAUCAAUGGGCGCAUGGGGUUUCAAAAGAGAAGCGAGAUGGUAAGAAGAAAACACGGCUCCCUGAAACGCCAAAGACUCCUGAGGAGAUGUGGCAGCAAAGCGUGAUAGGAGACUAUCUAGCUAAAUACAGGAAUGAUCGGAAGAAAGCACAGAAUGCAAUGGAUGCUGCAUGGAACGCCAUGGAAAAGAAGGAGAAGAUUCCUUGGAUCAAAAAGGCUGCUGAGGACCAGAAGCGAUACGAGAGAGAACUGUUAGAGAUGAGGACCGCUCUAUCAGGACAGGGACAAAGAAAACUGAAAUUUGAUGGAGAGCCCAAAAAGCCACCUGUGAGUGGGUAUCAAAUGUUCUCUCAGGAGCUCCUAACCAAUGGUGAGCUUAAUCACUUUAGCCUGAAGGAGCGCAUGGUGGAAAUCGGCAAACGAUGGCAUAAGCUUAGCCAGAGCCAGAAGGACAAAUAUAAAAAACAGGUGGAGGAGCAACAGCUCGAGUACAAAGCUGAACUUGAAUCCUGGGUAAAGUCACUUUCUCCUCAGGAGCGUGCAGUUUAUAAAGAGUUCUCCUCUACAAAACGACGAAGCCCAACAAAAGCGCAAGGUUCAGGGGGAAAAGUCUGUGUAACCAAGGGGAAGGCGGUAGGUGCCAGAGCCACGGCGGUGGGUGUCGGGGGGGGCAAGCGUUCAAUGGCGUACCGGGCCAAGCAGGACACAUCAGACUCUGAUGAUGAUGACAAAACAGACACCUCAGACUCAGACUCAGAAGAGUCAUCCGGCAGCUCAGAUAGUGAUGAAGAUGAUGAUGAGAAUGAUGACGAAGAUGAUGACGACCAGUCAGAUGGCUCCAGCAGCUCAUCAUCUGAAGACAGUAGUGACUCCGAUUCAGAUUAACCUGUCCCAUCCCCUCAUAGAUGGGGCUGUGCUGGACACACCCCCUAGCAACAUCCCUCCAAGAAUGUGGGAGGUGGCUUUGUAGCUGUGAGCUCACAGCAUGCAGUAAACUGGUUCCUUAUCAUAAUAGGGCGAGAGACAAGAUGGGGUCCAACAGCUCAACCCAUCAACAUGUCUACGUGACUAAGACAUUCAGACAACUUUUUUUCUUUUAAAGGAACUUGUGUGGUAAUAGCAACAAUUGUUAUUGCCUUUAUAUAGGUGUGUUAUUAAAAAUCUGUUUUGGCUGUUUGUUUUGUUCUGUUUUUUAUUUUAACUUAAAAAAAUAUUAAUUUGAUUAAGCCAGUUGAGCUUGGAAAGCGGAAAAAUGGAAAGCAUCAGGGUUGCUUGGAGGUAGAUGCUAGAUGUGAGAGACUUUAAAAUGGGGGAGAUGAAUCCUUCUGUUUAUAUUUGUUUGCCUUAGCUAGUUGCUGGGGAUAAGAGGGCUCUACGAGCUGCUCAUGUCUUGUUUGGAUCAUUCUGUUGCAGAUCCUCCAUAAUAAAUGCACUU